Messenger RNA from Histoplasma capsulatum G186AR, 1860 nucleotides. RefSeq lists its product as uncharacterized. The record is from RefSeq and is a predicted model, not a curated record. The transcript has a single exon. NCBI's taxonomy places the organism in Eukaryota, Fungi, Ascomycota, Eurotiomycetes, Onygenales, Ajellomycetaceae. The coding region runs from base 1 to 1860 and encodes 619 amino acids.
AUGACCUACACACAUGACCUAUGCAAUCAAACCCGAUCGCGCUCGCUUGAAUUCGAUAGGCCCGGACGGAGCAGGCUCCGUCGCGUUGUUUCAACGAAGGGUUUCAGUCAGCACAUGGAUUCCUCAGAAUCUGUGCCCAGUGAGCACAGUUCUCUCUACGAUGCAGUGUUAGCCAGCUUUGAAUCAGAUGAUAGUCGGAGACAGCGUGAGCUGGAUCGCCAUUUAGAUGAAGCUGGUCCGUCGAACUAUGGGCCAACCAACUUCGUGGGGGAAAAUAUGGGCACAAUUAAUCAACGCCUAGUUUACUCACAUGGAAAAUGGCCUGGCAAGAAACUGGAGACCAUAGUUGAACAAAGGAGUGCAUCUACACUUAGGGGUUCACUGGCGCCGUCUGUUGGUGAUGUUGAUGGACCUGGCAAUAAUAGGCCAUUGACUACACAGGAGGCUUUAGUCAACCCGCCUGGUACAUGUGGUAGGAAGGUUUACUCCUUCGAUGACCUUGAUCUCCCAAAUCGCCGUCCAAGGGAUGGUGCCUCGCGUCUCCCUAAUCGAUCGUCUUCUUCUGGAGCGAGCUUCGAGUUGCGCGGUUUGUUUCCUCAUAUAUCUCCCGUCGAACCUACCCAACCGGUAUACCCUCCACCUGUUCGAUCCCCAACUCCGCCGGGUCUUCCGUCUUUUGGCUCACGGGAAGCAAUCCACUAUGCUCCGACCCAGUCCAACCGCUCCCGCCCUUCAAACCACUACACUCCGCUAUCACACAGAGGGCUACAGCAAGGUUUAGUAGCAGAGGGUGACGAGGAAGACGAUUUAUGUUGUGCUUCUGGAUUAAAGCGCCUAUUUGGCUUACCGUCUUGCAUGGGAGCUAGACCGCCUACUCUUCCUACGGGUGCGGUCGCGAGGGCUCAUGACGGUACAAUGGUUCGAGGUCGGUUUGGUCCCCGGCAAAGUGGACAUGGAGUCGGAGCAGGCCCAACGGCACGAGGACUGGAGAGCCACCCUUUCCACAGAAGCUCCUUACCAGCUGCCAGAGUCAAAGAUGGGUGCGAUUCUGCGCCAAACUCGGUCGUUGUGAGCCAACAAAAUACUCACAGCGCUUCCACUCCGUCACAGACUGGUUACUCCUCUCCACAGAUCAUGCCGCUAUCGUAUUCCUCGCUUCUACGGGCACGCACUGCGCCGCACAUAGUGCCGCCACGACGAUCUUGCACCAAUACCGGGAACUGUACACUGCUUAGUACUCCUUCUGUUCCUCUUCCAUCAUAUGUUGCUCAUCAAAGGCUUGAGUCUCCCCUGCCACGUCCUCCUGAAAUGAUACAUGCUUCCAAUAGCCCUAGCGGCUUAAAUGGUCCUGGUCCUGAAGGAGGGGAGAAUGAUGGUACAUCAGCUACGCUUACCCCAAGCCGACCCAAUCGCCCGCCCAUAGUUACAGGGCCGCGCCGUAGGCAAAGGAUUUCAAUGCAAACUGCUAUAAUUGAGGAUAACAAAGCUCCUGGCCUGUGGGAUUGGCUUUUAAUGGAUUGCUUCUUUGUCUGCUGCGGAUUAUUCGGCGGCAAGGAGCCUCCACUCAUUCGAAGCCAACGGGGCAACUUUGGUAUCGAUGGGCAAUGCUCUGCCCCGGAUCAAACUGCGGCAUCGGCAGCAGCAGCGGAUGGGCAAAUUCGCACCCCACUAAACCGUAUUCACGACCGUGAUCGCCAUCGCGAAAUAUCUUCUCCCACCCCAUGGACCCCUGCGUGGGGAUGGCAGCCUCGAUGCUUUGGUGGCGAUGCUACAUUGGAUGAAGAAACCGGUCUUGGUACCGCGAUUGAGUUGCGGUUGAUCCAAUCGACAUGGCCUCAAGAAACUGCUGCUGUAAAUUAG